Messenger RNA from Danaus plexippus (monarch butterfly), 4632 nucleotides. RefSeq lists its product as uncharacterized. Gene Ontology annotation, biological process: imaginal disc-derived wing hair organization. The record is from RefSeq and is a predicted model, not a curated record. Lineage: Eukaryota; Metazoa; Arthropoda; Insecta; Lepidoptera; Nymphalidae. Gene Ontology annotation, cellular component: cell cortex.
CACUUGAAGGCGCGCAUGCGCAGAGCGUUUCAAACGGCGCAUGCGCAUCGCAACCAGCGCACGUUGAGAAAUUCGCGAUAUUGCAAUAACAGAUUUUUUUUUUGUUUUGUUUCUUUUUGUCAAAUUAAUUGUUAUGGAUAUUAAAGUGCUAGUGAAAUAUAUACGUUACUAUUUUUAUAUGGAAUUUUAUAAAUUUUAUCCGGGUAAAGGAAGUGUUUUUGUCGGUGAAUCAAUACACAAGUAAAAACAAUGAUCAUAUUAAGCAACGAUAAUUAAAACUGAUUAUAAUAAUUGAACAUGGAUUCCGAAAUCAUUCUAAACUAUUUAAUUCGUUGAGAACAGUGACAUCUAGAGAACAUGGUUAACACUAAAAAACCAACUGCUUUCUAAAGUGUUUGCUAAAACUACCGAGAGAUGGCGAUAUUACUUCUUCUUAUGUUCACUAUACCGAACGCUUUAACUUUUGAAGGAGAGAUGGCGUUAGCCAACGUCACACGAUUCGCGAAUGGAGAUAUUUUUUCUUUGGCUGGUCCUCAUUGUGGUUUAACUAGAUGCAUGGAGGUCUCUCGUGGUACCGCCUUAGCGUCUUUGGGAAGCGGCAAUAGCUGUGUUUGUCAAUGUCGCCGUGAAACGCCAGCCUUUAGGGAGGAUCAGAGGACAUGUGUCAACCAUAUUGAUGAAUGUCCAAUGGCAAGUUUCGGACGUGGAACGAACAAACCCCAAAUACCUUUUGUGUUUCUGCCUUUAAAAGGACAGAUUAUUUAUCCUUCGAAAGAAAUUAUAUUUACAGACGUCGAGGAAGCUAUCUGUGCUGUAACAAGCGCUCAAUACCUGUCUCCGACUGGUUGGGUGACGCUGCGGGAUGUGAUUGACAACGACGUACCAUUCGGUCUUUACAGAGAUGAGGGCAGCACUUACUUACAAUGGCGUGGUUCUCCAGCACUCCAUAGCCGUCUUGAAGGGAGGCUGGUUGCUGCUCACGUGCUUUGCUCUGCACCAAAACCGACUCACCUGGCUACAUCCUGCGCAGCAUUCAGGGUAGCUGGCGUGACUCAUAACACUGUACUAGAUGUUAGGUCAAUACCAUUCCACGCUGGUGAAACUGUGACCACGGAGCCGGCUGCACAAAGUCAAGGUCUAAGCGUUUUAGAAUCACUCGCUAUAGGAGUGUGCGUGCUGAUGUUGGUUUUCGUGUAUGCCACUGGGAUCAUAUUCUACAUUCAUUACAAACAGAAACAAAGAAAAAAGACCAAAGAUCCAGAAUUAAAUAACACACUUUCCACUGAGAACGCCUCCACCAUAGAUUCACGAAUAAGCAUUAAUAAUAUGAGAAUCAAAAAUAAUCCAUUAAUGAACUUGGACAGUGAGGCUGGUCUAUCCGAUGUCAGCGAACGAACCGAGGACACAUUUGAUUCUUCAUCAAUCAAUACUCAGAAAAUGAGUCAAAAUUCAAACGUUGUGUCCGCGGUUGUCCAUUCAAGAAGGAAAAAACCGUCGAGACCAACAAUACGAGCGACUUCGACACCCGAACGCCUCAACGAAAGAUUACAAAGACGUUCCGCCUCACCAGAGCUGGAAAAGGCACCGCAUUCAGAUCUAUCGAUACUUCAUUGCAGUAUGGAUAAUAACAUGCCAGAGCUCCCACCACCACAGUCGACUGGAGAACCAAUAAUAAGGAAAAAGUUAUACUUCAACCCAGUGUUCUUCGAAGUAGAACAUCUGAAGAAUCCACCGCCAGCUGCUAUCGACUUUCUGUGCAAAUUAAGGGAAGUCAUGUCAGUUGCUAAGGAAAAGAUGACUUCGAAGAGAUUUAUUCCGAUAUUAUCCGACAUACCUGAAGAAGAGCUAUAUCAUACUAUCGAUCUAGGAUGGGACAUACAUUGCGCUAGACGAGGACGAAGAUUUAGCGCGAUAAGUUUAAAGCGUGAAAACAGUCGGAGGUCCAUACAUUGCGGUGGCUGUCCCGGUUGUGACAAUAAUGGUAAAAACCAUAAAGCUACAAACCUCAUUAGGUCUAACUCCUGCAAAACCUGUGUCAGUGACGACUACAAACAGAGAAUUGUUCAGAAAUGGUUAGACGAAGCCCCAUCGCCGUCUCCGACACUUGUACGACCGGUGAAAUCCGUCGCAAAAGUAAGUGGAACACCAAGAGUCGUAGAUCCAAAAGGUAAAGAAGAAUUAAGAGUCAGUCCAAACAGUCCAAUAGAAGCACCUAGAAACGUAGAUUCAGAAACUAUUAAAAUCACUGAAACUAUCGUGAAAGAAUAUUUAAGGAAUAUAACUUCAGUGAACGAAAACGUUAAUCUAGCGAAGAGGGAGGAAAAUAUUAACCUAACCGUCACAAACAAAGAUAUAAAUGACAAAUCCACAGCUAUACCAAUAAGUGCAAAUACUUCGGAAACGAAAAGUCAACCCAAUUAUGGCACGCGGCGAGUAAGGAAGACUCCACCGCCACCUCCGCCACCAAUGAAUGUGGUCGAAGUUAACGUUAGCGCGGACGUCGAACCCGUUUUGCCGGAAGUCAAAAAGAAAAUGGAAGCUGUAAUACGUGAACUCAAUAAGUGUAAACGCAUUGAACCCGUUUCACCCAACAAAUCCCCAAUGACGGGACCGAAAUUAGUCAUUCCUGUUACAGCUGAACCCCACUACUUUAGCGAUGACAACCUACUUUCCGACAAUCUCAAAAAGGAUCUCGAAAAUGACAAGUCAGUCGAGUGUGACAGUUUAGAGAGAAGAUUAUCUAAAAAGAGGCGAUUCUCUUUGGAUCAUUCACCCGAAUCUCAAAGGAAUAUGUCCAUCAUAAAAAAUACUUCAAUGAAACGCGACAGACUGACAAGAAGCUGGAGAGAUUUUAAAGUCGCACCUAACAAUAGUGAUGUGUCUCCUCAAAUAAUUAGUUUUGAAUCUAAAAGUAGUACAAAUGACAUUUUUAUUAACGGUCCUACCGAGCCCAUUUACAAUAAUGUCGAACAAUUGGGACCCUUAACGAUACAGGUGCGUGGCUCUCCGGUGGAAAAUAGACAAAAAGAUAACGAAGACUUCGAUCCAGACACAUUAGACAGAAAACCUAAACGAAUAGUCGAAGAAACGAAAACCAAAAAAUGUGUGGAGAAAAUUCUUCUCAAAUCCGGCGGUAGCUUUAAGCACAAACUUACCGCACCUGCCUGUCAAAAAGAAAAGAGCCCACCAGAAGCAGCCUUCACAAGGAAAAUAGGAAGUCUGAGACAAAUAUAUGAAGCGAAAAAUAAGACGAAUCAAAGUGACGUACGUCCGUUUUAUGAACGGCGAGGAAGCGUUCCCUAUGGAACUCAAGAAUUAGCAGCGUAUAUGAAAAAUUUAGAGCAACCAAGAAGUUUAGAUAGCAAAGAGUCCAAACCUCCAGUACCGCCAAAGAACAGAGGAUCAGAAACACAUUCUAAAGGCAGUACACCCAGGAACAGUCCACCGAGUGACCGGUAUCGAUCAUCGGAAGAAAGAGAUAGGUUCCCGCCUUACUCGAGAAACGAUAAUCUAAACGCGAGGCGCUCUGGCAGAAGAUCGUCAAGAACGAGACCGAGACGAGUAGAUAUAAAGAAAUUCUGUCGCACCGAAGACUCGGGAUACCUGAGUACCGAUUCGAACGAAUCAAAAAGAAGGGCGAGAUACUUAAUGCAUCUCAAACCUAAGCUGAUACCACCUGAAGUGAUAGCAAAGAAUAAAAUCACCAAUUUACACAUAGAUACGGACACAGACGAAUUGGAGUCGUUGUGCGACGGUCACAGUGAAUCGGGCGGGGAGAGUGUUGAGACUGAUUCGGUGUUCUUCAGGAACUUUGACGAUCCAAGUAAAACUUUCCAAGGGUUAGUUCUGAAUGAAUUCGAAACCCAAAAUAGACAGGAGCAAAUAGAUUCUGGUUUCCUUGGUGAGACCAAUAUAAUUUUAAGCGGCGACAGUGACUCGGAACACAGGAGUGUCAUAUCAAUAGUCACUGGCCGGGACGGUCGAGCUUCAGCCUCCUCUAUAACAAAUCUAGAAGAUUCCUACGUUCAGUCGGUUGAAUGCUCUUAAUGUUUGGGUGUGGUGUUAACUGUAUUCAGCCAAAUUUAAAAUAUGAUUAAUAUAAAAACGUUUUUUUGAAAAUAAGUCUCGUAUAAAUUUUUAUUUAGUGAAGUUGUAGCAAUGAAUAUAAUUAUUAAUUGGAUAAGUGCCACCGAUGUUUACCUCAUAAUCUUUUUUUUUUUAGAAUUUGUAAAAUUUUAUUUUAUAGAAGGAAAUGUUUUUUUUUUCGAAAUAACAUUUUUUUUUCCAAAGCUCUCUAAAAUUGUAAGAAUGUAAAAUUCUAAGGUCUCCUUUAAUUUAUUCUUCUAUGUUUUAAGCAAUUUAUUUUAUUUUCUUAUUAUGUAUAAUUUUAUCGUAAUAAGUAUAUAUUGUGUAAUUGUAGUUAUUUAACUAUUAUCUGUAUAGUGGCAAUUGAAAAUAAUAUUGUAAAUAUUUUACUGACCGGCCGGUUGUGCAAUUAUUUUUAUAGUUAAAAGAGGCUUUGGAUCGUUAUAACGUGGUUGGAUUUAUAUUUUUAUAUAAAAUAUUGGUAUUUGAGAUUUUUAUAUAUACGUAUGGACUUGUAUUGAUAUAUUGCAAAUAAAUAUCGACUUA